This is a messenger RNA of Volvox carteri f. nagariensis, 1352 nucleotides long. RefSeq lists its product as uncharacterized. Lineage: Eukaryota; Viridiplantae; Chlorophyta; Chlorophyceae; Chlamydomonadales; Volvocaceae. Bases 180 to 1352 code for a protein of 390 amino acids. The transcript has 8 exons. The record is from RefSeq and is a predicted model, not a curated record.
AUCGAAGGCCGCCGCAAGCGCGAAGGUCUACCAAUCAUGCCUAUUUCCAACCUGCCAUAUUGGCUAUAAAGCUCGCAUGCCUGACGUUUAUUUUGGAGUUGUCCGGCGCAACGGCUCUAUUUACGAUUUCGCACUUUUUUCCCCCAAAUACUAGUAAUAGAUUAAACAACUAAGUCAUCAUGGCAUUUCGCCUGUGUCGUGAUGCUCUUGUGGGGCCCGGGAAAGUGACUUCGCGACGGAUGCGGCCGUGCUCAGCAGUCCUGCCUUUGGCACAACAAUCUUUUGAGACAAAUACAGAUGCAAGCAGAACUGCCAGGCGCAGCGCGGCGGUGACGUUGCUGUCUGCCGGGCUGCUAUGCGGUCAAGUAAUGUUGCCGGAGUCGGCGUUGGCAACAGUCGACACGGCGAAGCCCCAGGCGACCCUAGUAGCCGCCGCCCAGCCGACCCCGCGGCCUCUGUUGCCAAACUUGAUGCUGGCGCCGCCGCCUCUCGCGUCCACGGCCGUCACCAGCAACGGCGCUGCCGCAGUGAUCGAGGAGGCAGAGGAGAUCGUAAUGGACGUCGUACAUUUUUUCCAGCAUAGCGUAGAGGCCGUCGAGUCGACCGUACACCACCUGCAGGUUGUUCAUGCGAUGGAGCGGCUGGAGGGGAUGCCCCUGAACCAGGUUAGUGGGGGGAGAGGGGAGGGGGCUGCUCAAUUAAAACCGGCGGUGGUUGAUCUUGAGCUGCUCAAGGCCGCGAUGCAUCCGGCGUCCUCAUCAUUGUACGGCAUGACGGAGUACGACGAGGAGCAACUUGUCAACAGCAGAUUGGACUCUGCUCUGGACUCAGUGGCUCAGUGGCAGCUCCGUGAUGUGGUGGAUGUUGGGAAAUUGGCGAAUGCUCUGCAGGAUGUGCAGUACAGCGGGCCUUUGGACUCCCGGUCGCUGCAACGAGAAGCACCCCGACUGCGGAGAGCGGUUCAUUGGGAGGCUGUGGCGGAGGCUGUGAGGCCUCCAGUGCUGCGACAGGCACUCAAUGCGCUGGCGGAACCGGCCAGGCGCGGCGCUGCCGGGCCGUUCUCUGAGCUGGAUAUCCGUACGGCGAUAGCUGCCGUACGAAUGGAUGUCGUACGGGACGUAUUAUCGCCGCCUAAACCGUCGUCCCAGCAGUCGAGGGUGCAUUCCCUGGACUCCAGCGGUUUGUGGACCUGGGACAAUAUCGUCACCCUAGCCAACUUCUCAGUGGAUCGUUCAGAUUUCGCACCCAACACCGGCAUCCAAUGGAAUCUGCCGGGUCAACUGCGGCUCAACUCCAUUCCUGGUCAGCUCAUAAAUCAACUUUAUCCCAGGUCACCACCGUCCAUCGACUAG